Messenger RNA from Paramormyrops kingsleyae, 6373 nucleotides. Its product is annotated as protein YIPF7-like. Lineage: Eukaryota; Metazoa; Chordata; Actinopteri; Osteoglossiformes; Mormyridae. Gene Ontology annotation, biological process: vesicle fusion with Golgi apparatus; endoplasmic reticulum to Golgi vesicle-mediated transport. Gene Ontology annotation, cellular component: trans-Golgi network. The record is from RefSeq and is a predicted model, not a curated record.
GUGGUGCGACAGAAAGUGACAGUAAAAGCUACGUUAUUAUCCUUUAGUAGUAAUAACCUUUAACGGUGAAUCUGACGCCUUGCAAUAAAGUCAUUAUUUUUUAUUGUUGUUGUUAUUGGUUUAACAAAACCCAAAACUUUCAGAAAAAAAUCUUGCCGUUAGCAGGACAAUCAAUUUUGUGUGUUUAAAUUAACUUGAUUUAGAUUUUUUUUAGUAGGCCCUUGUAAAAACGCUUAUGGUAACAGCGUUGUAAUUAAAAUAUUGGAAUGUGUGCGUUUGUACAGUACAUCUAUAUAGUAGGCCUACAUACAGGGGCGUCAGAAGCAUUUUGAAUGUGGGGGGACACUGGCAUAAAAGUAUAAUAUUUUACGUUAAAUGUGGGGGGGUCCAGACGCAUAAUUAUGAAAUAUAAAUAGGACACGUCCCCCUCAGGUUUAAUGGCAGCGACGCCGGCAUAUACUGUAACACAGACGGGACAUUUGGAGACAUGGGUUUCACAUACCCUUAGUGUAAAUAUAACUUGCUAUUUAUAGUAUAUCCACCCACUUGCCAGCGACUGUUCUGUGAUUAAACAUAGCCUAAGCAUAACACUAAUAAGCAAAAACAAGUUUUGCACUUAUAUCAAGGGACCAAAUCAACCCUAAAGCCCACACCCCCUUAAGUUUACACACACGCUACUCCCGCAAUAUACCCAAAGAAUGACUGAAAUGACUGAAUUCCAACCGUUUGAGCAAGACUUCUACCAGUCAACCUAUAACAUAGAUGACCAGGAGCAGAACGUGUCUGGCUUCGAAGGAACGCGGCAGAAUCCCAAUAUUGUCUAUGGCAGGACAGUCACAGGUACGUAUACCCCUUCUGUUGUACCUGGUUCCCCCGUUCAACCUUACACCAGACAGCUCUUUCAGCCCUCGGAGGUCCCUGCCACAUCAGCCCACCCAGCUGCAGACGGAUUUGCAGAUGAACCACCUUUACUUGAAGAACUGGGAAUUAACUUCGACCAUAUUUGGCAGAAGACUCUGACAGUUUUAAACCCAGUUAAGCCAGCAGAUGGCAGCAUCAUGCAUGAGACGGACCUGACUGGACCUGUACUCUUCUGCGUAGCCUUGGCUAUCACCCUGCUUAUGGCUGGGAAGUCUCAUUUCGGCUUUGUGUAUGGGGUCAGCGCAAUGGGCUGUGGGGGCGUGUGCAGCCUGCUAAACCUGAUGAGUGACAUAUCCGUGUCCUACGGCUGCGUGGCUAGUGUGCUGGGCUACUGCCUCCUGCCCAUGGUGGGCCUCUCAGCUUUUGCUGUGUUCUUCACCCUGCAGGGCAUUCUGGGAGUUGUGCUGGCGCUCCUUGUCAUUGGCUGGUGCAGCCUGGCUGCCUCAAAGAUCUUCAUAUCCACACUGGCCAUGGAGGGCCAGCAGCUGCUGGUAGCUUACCCUUGCAUGCUCCUCUACGGGGUCUUUGCACUGUUGACAGUCUUUUGAGACGACCCCAGCAGCUUUAAUUCAGUUUGAGAGGAGGAGUUACAGCUUAAAGAAAAUCCACCAGGCUCUCCCUGAAGUUACAACAGGAAUCUGACAGCACUAUUUUAUUAGAUUUUUUUCUUUUAUUAGUUUUAUUUUUAUUAGUUUGAGAGUGAACUUUAUAUUUUUUCUGAUAUUGCUUCAUUAUUUCCCCACAUUUUGUUUUGAAUAUGUAUUUUUUUUGGUUUAUUUUUGUGUUUGUUGAGUAAUGAACAAUUUCAUGGGGUAUGCAAUACAUUCAGAUCCAACAGUCAAAUGCAGGUCAGCGAUGUUCCAAAUCUUGUAACCAAAUCAUGUUUGAUAAGCCCUUUUUCAAGCUGGCUGGAUUGAUUUACAAAGGAUGGAUUUAUAGUCAUUUACUACUUCUUGUAGAUAUGUUGUUUCCUUUAAGAGAGUGACUAAAGUCUUUGAAUUUAUUGCUAAGUAUUCUGCCCAACUGUAGGUGAACUAAUAGAGCUGGUGGCCUUCUGUGUUUGUUGAAGACAUCUUUUGUGAAUGAUUAAUUAGUUAGAAGUGCCACAGGAACUACCUUAGAACUGAGCAGCCAAACUAUCCGAUCAGCACUAUUCCUUCAUUAAAGUUUCAUUUUUUGAAUUUCAUGUAAAUACUUUCUGCUUUCAUAAUGGAGGGUUUAAAAAAUAACCUCCAAUGAGCAUGUUGUGUAUUUUUAUAGGGUGAAGUCUACUCCAUAAAUGAUCUUAAUCACGCAGGGGAAACUGUAUAGACGUAGGAAAAAAAACAUUAGUGGUAUAUUAUUUUCCCUUAGCAUUUUCAGGGUGGCAGAACAGAUAUAUCAGUCAGGAAAAAAGUUUCUGGUUGUUUUAUUUGUUGAGUUUCUCUGUUCAUCAAUAAAUGACUGCUAGGUUUUUGGAAACUGGUGGAUUUUACUGACUUUUUGUCUUAGAAAAGAAAUUUUUGUUUUCUACAGUAUUUUGCCUACACUAUUUUGAUUCUUUUUAUUUUUAUCCAGUUGUGGAAACUGUGUAUAUCCACAGGUGUUGUGUCUGGGAGGAAACGGAUUUUAGGAAUACUUUGUUAUUUUUUAAUAUGUCCUACCUAAAUAAUGUAACCUGCUGAAAGCGCACGCACUCUCACCCACGUAAAACAGAGAAUGGGAGAGUGCAGUAUGGCAAAUGAAGUGACAGUUUGAAGGCUUCAUCCUCCCGGCCGUGAUGGAAACCUGCUGUGACACCGUGCGGUCAGGCCAGACGGCUCUGGGUUUGCCAGACGUCAGCGGCCCCUGAAUGUCAGCGGCAUUCAACAGGGCGCUUUCACACCUAGCUGGACCUCAGCCGAGCUCACACGCUGUUUCGGCAGCGUCUGCAUAUGAAAUGGCGCCGCAUCACUCGCUUGUAUCUCUGACUAUCUCUCCUCUUUCUCAGUUUUAAGACCCUCUGAGUAUUCAGGACCUGUGUGAGACCAGUAAUCUGGUCUGCUGUCCUUGCCCAACAUGGCAGGAAGCCCGCAUGCCUGUGUGUGUGUGUGUACAUGUGUGUGGGUUACUGGCCUCUUGGAACUUGGAUUUUAAGUUUAUAUCUACAAUUUGGGAUUUGGAUCUUACUUUGGCACUUUUCUAGUACAUUUUAUGCUUUUAUAUUUUUAUCAUCAUAAGAAAUAUGACUGCAUUCAGUGCAUUUGGAGAAUCAUAACAAUUACUGUCAUGUACAUGCCAUGUAAUUUUAACUGGGUGUCUUUAGUAAACCAUCGAACAUGCUGAUUUUAUCAUACAAUAAUUUUAAUUAAAAAACGAAUGUGAGUUAAAUAAAAGAAUGCUUAGCCCUGGAUAUAAAUACUUUUUGUUAAAUAACAUAAAUGUAAGAAAUAAUUAAAUUAAAUUAAUCAAAUAAAUUAUAAAAAUGUAUAUAUGGUUCUCGAAUGUUUUAUUAGUAGAGUGUGUUAUUCACUUUCAGUGUAGGCAGUAAAGGGUGGCAAGAAAGGAAUUGAGUUUGCUUUUAAAUAGUCUUUUUUUCAGAUAUGAGAAAUUUUCAGUGUAGUAGACAGUGAGGUGAUUAGCAGUGUGAUUUUAAACUCACAGAUGGCUCAGCAAUGUGACCUUACUGCCAUCCGUGCUGGUGGUUUGAACUCCACCCCAAAUCUUUCUGUUAUGUAUUGGUGGGGGUCCAUUCCAGUGUCCCAGUUUAAUCCUAAAAUCCACAUAUGGUUAGCUGGUUUGGUGUCACAAAAUUUUACAGUGUUUGCCCUCUGAUGUAGAAAUCGUCCAGAGUGUGUCUCUGGGUCCUGGAAAUGUGAUUGGCCGAUUGGUGGAAAUGUGAUUGGCCGAUUAGUGGAUAAACCUUAAACUGACUGCGGUCGGGCACAGGGGACCUCCUGCAUCUACAUGUCCAGCAUUUUCCCAGAACAGGUCCAGUGAGGCAUCAGACUGUUUGAGUUGAUGAAAAAGCAAUUGAAUUUUAUUUACUGCUCUUAUUUUUUCCACAGAUACAUGGUUCUGUACUUGUAACAAAACAAUAAGAUAACUUAACUUAUAUACACAACUACGUAUACUGUACAUGUGAACAACCUGGAUAGAUCGUGCUGCUUAAUGCAACCACAAGAUGGCUCCCUUUUACUGUGGUACGCAGAUAGAGGUCAGUGUGCCAAAGCUGGAUGAAAUUUAGCGGUCAGUGCAUUAUAAUCAUCAGCACGUAAAGAUGAAGUUUUAUUUUGUUUUAUUUCCCUUAUGACAAAAACACUAAGUUUGAUAUGUGCUUAUUCACCCUGACUUUAUUUUACUGUUUGCAGUAACUCACGUAAAGCAUCACGCUCAGCCUUACCUGGGACUUUCGGCUCAGUUAUAUUUUAAACAGUGACGCAUGGACCUUUAAACAAUUAUAAUAUAUGUGUUUUAAGUCUGCAAAAAAGAACGUGUGCAUGAGCUUGAUGAUAAUGCGCAAAGAAAUUAAAACUGCAAAAAUCGCUCAAAUGAGAAAGACAUGCCAUCGUUUAAGGUGACGGUUCACACCUGGCAUUCUUUAAGCCAGCGAUGCAGAACUUUUCCUGUAGUUCCAAUAGGGUUUUGUUCCACCUGUUUGCAUAAGGAGCAUUAAUAAACAGCUAUGCCAACUAAGGAAGCAUAUUUUCAUUUCAGAGAUACUGGAGUUUCGUACAGUAUAAUCGUAUUUUAAUAUUUGGUUUAAUAGACUCAUAAUACAUGCACAGUUAGUCCAGGUUGUGGCUGUGCAAAGUGAAACGCUUCAGAAUGGUUCAGGUAAAAAUUUAUACAAUAUCAGCCUAUAAUAAAAAAAAAUAUAUGUCACACUCCCCUUUUUUGCACAAAUAUUUAUAUAAUUAGUUGUGAAUUGUACUUUUAAAAUAAUUCUGUCUUUAUUCAUGUCUUACAAUGCAUUUCAUUCUCAUAAGUCCCAUGAAGACUACAGUAAGAUAUGGAACUGUCAUUAAUGGUAACACCACACUCUCGAUUUUGCAUGGAGUAUGCAAAAAACUUGUACUCCCAACACUGAGCCCUGACAGCAUUGUGUUAUAUUAAAUAAGCAUUAUGUCAACAAAACAACGGGAACAUAAUAUGUCGAUAUCAUCACCCUUUCAUUCCAGAUUUGGUUCUUCUUGGAAUGCUGUCAUGUAAGUCGUUGGCUGUGUGCAGUGGGCUUUUGGACAAUUCCUCAAGAAGACAAGUGUCCAGGUCAAAGAGUGAUGAAAGAGGCAGAAAUCAACUCUGCACUCCACUGGUUUGUGUGAAUUUCCAGUGAUGGUGGGGUGGACAUGGAAAGAAUCUAAAAUCGUUCAUGAAACCACUCGAAUUUGUUUAGCAGUGUGUAUGGGGCCAUUGUCAUCCUGGAAUAUGGGAACAUCAUAAGGGAGCAGUGUUUCCACUAUAGACUGCACCUGCUGCUGUAAAAUUGUCUCAUAUUCCUGUUUUAUGACCAUUCUUGAGUGAUCAUCAGACUUAAUGACUCCCACAAGAUGGCCACAUAGGCUGUGGAUUAACGGCAUCCUUUGGCUUUGUCCAAACAUAAACCUGUCUGCAUGCAGGAAAAAGGGUGAACAAUGACUCUUCAGAUCAUAUUAUUUUUUGCAUUGCUCAAGGGUCAGCUUUUUCCCCUUCUCACCAGGUUGUGAGUCAUUGUGCAUUGGCUGUGGAUUUCUUAAUGCCAGCUUUCUUAUCAGUUCCAACUCCGAGAAGUUUACAACCUACAGUUUUUGUUGAGAAUGGGUUACAGAAUUGCUGAUUUAGUUUUAUUGUUAUUUUCAAGGACAUGCUUUUGUCAUAUUUAGCGAAUAUCAGGACAAGUGUCCAUCUGUCUCUUCUGGUCAGCUUUGACUUGCGGCCGCUGUUUCUUUGACAGAUUCCAUUCCUCUGUGUUUGGAAUAUGCUGUCAUCGUUUUUGCGACUGUUCAGUGACAGACGAAAUACUUCAGCAGUUGUUUUGAUUCAUUGACCCGUAAUUUAAGCACUGACUCUUUGGCCAUUUUGGAGCUUGGUGAGUUGCCCUGUUGGUUGGAGCAGCAUUGUGAUAUUUAAUCCUGGCAACCGGUCAGUUCUGUACGAGUUUGUAGGAAGCAGAAGUGUGGGGUACUAUGGGAUGUUUGCCAUUUCCCCAGAAUUCCAUCUGAUCAGUGGAUGACAGCCAUCGUAUUUAAACCAAAGCCUGAACUAUAUGAGUCCCAGCUUUCUCCUGGGCCAGGCAUCUACCCAAAAUGGGCUGAUAUAGGUUAGCGGAAAAGGCAUGGGAACACCUGGGAUACCAGGGCAUCACUGGAAACACAAUCACAGAACAGGUCAUUCAGAAAUACAAAUUAGAAUUAGAAGUAGAACCGAAUUAGAAUGCCUUUAUUGACAUUGUAACUUACAUUAUAACAAAAUUUGCUGUGGGCUUCCGAAGACUGAUGCUUUAGCACAUAAUUAA